Molecule: messenger RNA, 285 nt
Organism: Giardia duodenalis
Lineage: Eukaryota; Fornicata; Diplomonadida; Hexamitidae
Exons: 1
Coding region: 1-285 (94 amino acids)
Source: RefSeq, a predicted model, not a curated record
AUGAGUCGGCCUACAAUCGUACGUAAGGCAUUCGUACACGACAGAGCAGCGCAUCUUACCUUCUUAGAGCGUUGCAUUCUGCGGCACCAGCCUAGUACGCUUUUGAAUCAGCUGCCAAACAAGGCCUUCCCCCCUUAUGAUCUAAUUGAUGAGGGGACCCUCCAGACCCUGUUUGAGACCGCAUUUUUACACUCUGGGCAAAUACCAACAGAGAUCUCGGCGCUAUACCGGCUAUAUUUUGGUCCCAGGUCCGGAGUAUGUGCAUCGAGCAGCAGAAGCACUUAA